AUGGCCGAGGCAAUAGGCACAGCAAUAGGCGUGGUAGGUUUCCUAGGCCAGCUCUUUGACGGCUGCGUCAAGGCCUACGGCUACUUCUCCGCGGCCGCCAACCUCGACGCCGACUCGCAGCGGCUGCUGUGCAAAGUGCGCAUCGAGGAGAUGCGCCUCGUCGUCUGGGGCCGCGGGUGGGGCGUCGCCGAGGGCCGGCUGGAGGCGCACCUGAACGGGUUCAGUCGCGAGGCGGGCGAUCCGCGGAUGGCGGGGUUGGCGGAGGGGAUCAUGAGGGAGUUGCACGCUACCGUUACGGACUUUGGGAGGUUGAGGGAGAGGUAUGGGUUUGUGGAGCAUGGUAGUGAGCGGGGGAAGAUCGGGACGAGUAAUGGUGAUGGUGAGAAGGGAGGGGAGGGGAAGAAGAGGGAUUGGAGGAGGGAGAUUUCGAGGAGGGCGAAGUGGGUUAUUGCUGACAAGGAGAAGUUCACAAACCUACUGACGGACUUGAAAUACUUCAACGACGGCCUAGAACAACUCUUCCCGCCCCGCCUCCUCCCCUCCCUCCACCGCUCCUGGCGCCACUCCCUCCUCGACUCGGCCCGCCGCGACGUAGCCCAGCUCGCCCUCCUCGAGUCCUCCUCCGCAGACUCCUACCCGCAGCUCACCGCCUCCGCCAACCUCAAAAAGCUACGCAUCAACCUCGACGCCGAACCCCAGGCCUCCUUCCGCCCGACCUUCGCCUUCCGCAUCCCCCGUACGGACCUCGAUCUCAGCUCGUCCCCGCCAACGACGACGCCGUUGCUCUCGCCGCCGUUACCAACAUCCCCCACCCCCGGAGCCGGUACCAAACGCCGCAACUCCUCCACCGCAAAACAAGCCUCAUCACCCUCCUCAUCCUCCCUGAACCUCCUCUCCCUAACAGCAACAACAAACACAACCCGCACCCACGCAACACACACAACCCACGGCCCAGUCCUCGUAGAAUGGGUCGAAUACGACCCCUCCUCGCCCGACGAGCGCUUCCUCCACCUCCGCCGCCUCGACGACCUCGCCCGCAUGAUGCACUCGGCCUCCUCCAACCACCCGGACCUACACACGAUAGACUGCGUAGGCUACACCGACGACACGAACAACGCCCGCUACGGCCUCGUCUACCGCUGUCCCAUGCUCGCUCAACCAUCUUUACCUUCGGACUCCCUGCCCACAAAGACCAAACCCAAGACCAAGGCCACCACCGACACCGGAGCAGCAGCAGCAGCAGCAGCAGAAUCACCACAGCCACAACCAGCAACAUCCCACUCAACCCUCCACACCCUAAUCUCCUCCACAGACCUCAAAACUCCAGACCUAGACGACCGCAUAACCCUCGCAUCAACCCUCGCCUGCGCCCUCUGGUCCCUCCACUCCCUAGACUGGCUCCACAAGUCCCUCUGCAGCGCAAACAUCCUCUUCUUCCCCUCCGCCGCCUCCCUCGCAGCGACCCGCGCCACCACCGUCUCCGCCGCCGUCGUUCCAGAUAUCGGAUCACCGUACCUUGCCGGUUUCGAUGCCUCACGCCCAGACUUUGACGCCGAGAUGAGCGUCAAUCCGCGGAACCCUAGCAUCCUCGACCUCCACAGAGAUCCGCGUUCGCUGGGCACUGGCCUCGGGAGGAAACAGUACUGCAAGAGCUAUGAUGUGUACAGCCUGGGCCUAGUGCUGUUGGAGAUUGGGCUGUGGAAGGUGCUGCAAACAUACUACAAGCCGCAUUACUCGGCGGAGAAGUGGAGGGAUAGGGUCAUUUUGCCAGUCUUGGUUCCAGGAUUGGGUAGCAAGACCGGAAAGCUGUACAAGCAGGUGGUUGAAACGUGUCUGACAGCCAAUGAUGACAUGUCCGGCAGUGAGGCUGGGCAACUCAUGGAAUGGGUGGUCACAACGUUAGAAAGCAUACGCACAUAG
This is a messenger RNA of Colletotrichum abscissum, 1920 nucleotides long. RefSeq lists its product as uncharacterized. NCBI's taxonomy places the organism in Eukaryota, Fungi, Ascomycota, Sordariomycetes, Glomerellales, Glomerellaceae. The record is from RefSeq and is a predicted model, not a curated record. The transcript has 3 exons. The coding region runs from base 1 to 1920 and encodes 639 amino acids.